Messenger RNA from Schistosoma rodhaini, 2922 nucleotides. The record is from the annotation of a GenBank genome assembly. Lineage: Eukaryota; Metazoa; Platyhelminthes; Trematoda; Strigeidida; Schistosomatidae.
AAUUCCGUAAGUGGCAAAAAUAGUUUGUACGUUGCAAUGGCCCUAACACAUCAGCUGAGUGCCUUGCUUAAAGUAACUGCGGCUAGAAUCGAUGUUGAAGAUAAACUUCUUGAGCACUACUUGAAUAAGGUUGUGAAAGUUAUAGGUUCAUCUGAUUUAUCAAAAGCACUCACGGAGGAAUUCGUAUUAUCUGUCAAAUGCUUAAUUAACAUUUGUUCAACUGUUCAAGUAACAAGUCUUUUAAAAACCGUGCUGUCAACUCAAGAAAAACGUGAAGAGUUCACUCGAAUCCUUGCUACCCUCUCUUUGGAUAAUUCAAGAAUUCAUGCUGAUUUGGCGUCUCUAAUUAUUGACUUGAUUUCUAAUUUGACUAGAGAUCCUGUUUGGAUUAGUCAUUUUGGUGAACAUUUCGAUAGCAAACAUAUUAGAUCGAUUCUUAGUUCAAGUUCUUAUGUUCAGAAGUUUCUUCCAAUAGUACUUAACCUAAGUAGCCUGACAUCAGUACGUCACUCCGUAUGUUCCUCAGAACAAUUACGAAAGCUGAUGGGUUUGUUUUCGAAGGUGGAUUCCGUCCCAAUCAAAAUUCUCAUAGCUGGCAUAAUAAAAAAUUGCUCAUUUGAAGAUGAGCUUCAUUGUGAACUUUUCAACAAGGGCGUUGGUUUGCUCGAUGCAAUUUUAGUUCCACUUUGUGGUCCGGAAGAUUGUAUUGAUAAAGAAGACCGUGCUAUAUUGCCUAAAUCUGUGCAGACUAUAACUGGGAGCCCCCAAUUUUCUCGUUUGUUUUCCACUGAGUUGUAUCUCACUAUUUGCCAAACAUUUUUGCAGUUUUGCUCCACCAAUCACGGACGAACAUUUCUUCGGUCCAAUGGAGUUUAUUUCAUUUUGCGUGAGGUACACAAAUAUGUAGCAAAAGCCGAAGAACAAACACAGUGUCCUGAAACUGACGAUGCAGUUACAAACAAAGAAUUGUUAUUUUGCAUCGAACAAGUAGUAGAUCAACUCAUUUGUGAAGAAAGUGAACGUGAUGAUCGCUAUGCAAAAUCCAGUCUUAGAGAAAUAAAUAUUGACACAGAAACUAAAGAAAAACUUGAUAGAGUGAAAAAAGACUAUUUGGAAUGCAUGUAAUGUCUGAUAUCGUUAAUAUAUUUCAUUUUGGCUUUGUAAAUACUCAGUACUCCAGUCGCUGUUUCUACUCUUUAAUUUUUCUACACCCCAAUUAAUUCUAAUUAACUCUUACGACGAUGAACUUCAGCUGUUUAACAUUGAACCUGUGUAACAACGUUCGUUGAUAGCAAUCACCUUUUUUAUCACUAAGUGAAAUUUUAAACUUUAUUUGCAAAUGCAUUGUAGACACUUCUAAGAACGUCAAAGUUCAACGUUCUUUAUAAUCUAAAUGUAUUCGACAGUGUUUUCAAUUAUCAGAUUUUCCAUCAAUAGUUUUUAAAGAGACCCAACAUAUGGAAUAAAAUAAAUGGAAAAGUAGCGGGAAACUUGAUAAUUUAUACCACUUAAGUGCGAACUCAAUGGAGAUGGGUUUUUUUCAGUUUCAUUCUAGACUUUGCUUUGUUUCAAGGUUUAUCAUGCUGUUUUAAAGUGUACAUAAAUGCAGUUAUUUUAACGGACAUCUGGAACAAUGUAAAAACAUAAAGGCCAACUCUAAACAUUGGUUAUUCAGCACAGUAUCAGAAUGAUAAUUCAAAUUGUAGUGCUCAAUUUGUAAGCUCUUCCAUUAUCCCCUCCUAAUUACUCUUCGCUUGAUAUUAUACAAAUUGAAAAAUCUAAUCUAUCAAUUGAAAGUAAAUUCAUAAAUUAUAAUUUUUCUAAGAACAGUUAUCUCUCCUCAUGUCCAUAUUUAUCCCUGUCACAGCCAAUGGCAAAAGCUGAAAGUAAGGAUUACAAUCGUAUUGGUUUUGUGUUGAGACAGAUACAGACUUGUUAAUUGAACAAAACAGCACAAAGGCUCUUUUUCACCUUAUUCGUUUUAGCUCCGUAUCAACAGAUAAGUUCCACAUGGAAUAUUAUAAGAAUAAUCUGGGUGUAAUUAAGUCUUGGCAACAAGAAUUAAUGGGUAAAAAAAUUGUGGAUAGUUUGUAUCACAAAUACUGGUCAACUCCCUGUAAAGAUACAAUAUGUCGCUUACAGUAAAAGUGAAUAAAUGCUGAGUAAAUAAUAUCAUCGAUAACCGACUUGAGAAAAAAUUCAGUAAUUAGUUCACAGCAUGAAGGCAGUAAGUUACUAUUAUUUUUAUUGAACCAGGUUAUUACUCAGAAAAAUAAAAUAAACUAUGGAAACAAGGAGUGUAUCAUCUGAAUUCGAAUUAGGAAUUAAUUUUUGUGCUUAAGGGAUUUAUGUUUGUCUCCCUAACGUUUAGCGUCAGUUACCUUUCAGAGUGUUAAACGUUGAUCUUGUCUAUUCAGCAAAUUCUUAAAAUAUUCCCUUCUAAUUAGUUAGAGGUACUGGAAAAUUAUUUAAAAGAAAUUUAAACGUUUGGAUGAUUUGGAAACAAAUUGCAUUGUCAUAUUAACAGGAACAGUGGAAGAAUAAUAAAGCCUAUGCAUCACUACAGUAUAAUAAACAAACGAAGGGUUAUAUGAUGUAAACUUCAGCUAAAUCUACUAAGUGAACUAAAAUAAGAUAGGUACUAGAUUAUUUUUUAGUCAAACUAUCGUUGUUUACAGUGCUCUUAGCAAAACACUUAAUUUCGCAGUAGAUUCGUUUUACUAUACGCUUAACCGAUUUACGGGAUUCUAAAUAACGGUAUAGGAAAGUAUUAAACAAUCAAUUCUAUAAAUAGACUGACAGAAUGGAGUCACCACUCGACCCACCUCUAGUUGACUGUUUCAUUGCUAAUCUCGAAAACAUUAUACUUGGACUAAUAAUUAACAACCAUCUAUACAAGACGUUUCGUGACUCAGUGUAAGC